CUGUUGUAGAACUAGAUGAAGUCACAGAUGAAACAGACAGUGUCCGAUCAGAAAGUCCCAGAGAUGAAACUAUUUUAGAAAGUGAUAAAGAAGCGAGAACAGCUGCUGAGAAGGAGAAGGAUGAAGAUACUACUGCUGUGGAGAAACCUUCAACACCUACCAAAGAAGCAACUGAGGAGCCAGCUGAGGAUGCUGAAAAAACAGAUGAAGUGAAAACUGGAGAUGAUGACGAGAAGGCUGAGGAAGAAGCUGAGCUUGCCAAAGAAGAUGAUACUACUGAGAAAGUGGAAGAAAAAAACGAAGAAGAAACUGGUGUUAAAGAGGAGGAGACGGCAGUGGUGGAAGGUGAAGGAAACGAUGAUGUCACACCUGCAGCGGAAUCUCCAAAACCAUCUGCAGAUGAAGAAAUCAAAGCAGAAGAUGAGAAAGUAAGUGAAUGGGACGGAGGCCACAGCCGAGGAAAAAGUGGCCACAGAUGUUGAGAAGGAAACCACAGUUGAGAGAAGGAAGCCUCGGCUGAUGAGAAGGAAGGUAGCUGAGGAGAAGGAAGCCAUAGCCGAGGAGAAGGAAGUCAGAGCUGACGAGAAGGAAACUGCAGCUGACGAGAAGGAAAUUGCUGCUGAAGAAAAGGAAACUGCUGCUGAAGAAAAGGAAACUGCAACUGAUGAGAAGGAAACCACAACUGUUGAUAAGAUGGUUGGUGAAUCUGAGAAAGAAUCUACUGAAAAAAAAGGAAUGGAACCUGAAUCAAAGGAAACCAAAGAAGAAAAAGCGACAAAUGAAACACAGGAAAAAAUAGAUGAGCAAACAGAAGGCCUGGCAACACCAAUAACAACAACCAGUAAGGAGUGUGAAGAUGAUGCCACUCUAGCCGUGGAGGACAAUGAGGAAAUACCAGUCAUCACUGCUACGGAUAGAGCUAGUGUCACAUUUGCUGAAGAAGCACUAUUGUUGAAAGAAAAGUCUAAAUCUGAUCUUACCAAGACCCAGACGCCUACAACUCGUAGUGGUUCUGUUGUUGCCAGCGCAUUUGAUGAAAACUAUCUCAACGUCUCCCAGUUUGUUCAGUUAAUUGAAUUGUUCCUUGGAGACGAGCCAAACAAACAGAGUUUUGAUCAAGUUUUGAGGUACAUCAAAAGUGGUUACGUGGAAACAGAAGAAGAAAAGUUGGCAAGAUUGAAAAAGGCUCGCCACGAAGCUAUGACUGCAAAACGUAGAACUCUUCUUGAUCUGGUGUUUGAAAAAUGGGAUAAUGAUGGAUCUGGAUAUCUGGAGCUGGAUGAAAUCUUACUGGUAUUGGGAAAAUAUAAGGAAAAUAUGGAACACGAAGCUAUAGAGAAAGCUAAGAAGACCUUAAGUAAAGAUGACAAACUGAGUAAAAGAGAGUUUCGUAAAUUUAUUGAAACCAUUUGUCGCAGUCUUCCUGGAGGUGAGGUGAACUUUGAACCGGUCAUUGAAUUCUUGACAACCAGUGUUGAGCGUUCAUACACAGAGCGUAUUCGUGGACAAGCACGUAAGAAAUGGUUAGCACAGAUCAUCAUAGCUGCUGAGACUGGAGGUGCCAGUAUGGAUCCUGUCUACAAAGCAGUCUUCCAAGCACUCUACAAAGAUGCUGAGAGCCAUGGUAACGGAAAACGUAUCAGUGCCAAUGUGGCAUUGUUAGAAAACAAUGAAGGCAAUCCAUCCAGAGGCACUCAUGUACUGAGGUACUCUGCUACCACGCAGGAUGAUGCAGGUUUUAUGCUUGGUAAAGCACUCUACAAAGAUAUGAAAGGAAUAAGCUUUGCAUCUGUAGAAAGUGGAAAACCAAUCCAUGUACCUCGUGUUAAAAACCAUGGCAACAUACACUUCUGGAAUCCUGAUAGAUAUGAGGAGGAAAGAGAUGGUUCAUUGAUUGUUGUGCCUCUUAAAAAUCAAGAGAAGCGUGUCUUUGGUUUGAUGGGUAUUGACACUCUAGCAGAUCCACAUGCUAAAUCUAUCUUUCUUACACAUGAAAUCAGCUUCUUUCAGGGAGUUGCCAAGGCCUUUUCCACUGCUUUCAAUCAUGUGGACAUCAGACGUAAAACCCUGAGAAUAGCGGAGAGUGCGUUGUCAUGGAUACACAGAAGAAGUCCAAGUGUGUUUGAAAUUAACGUCUACAUGGUGGAGCCAGAUGAAAAGCUCUUGCAAGCUCUUCCUCUGAAAGACAAGUUUAAGAUAUUUCCCAUUAAAACUGCUCUCAAGCAACAAGAUUAUGUGUUACGUAAAAUGAUUACUACUAACAAGCUAGGACAGGUAACUGUACAUCCCAAACCAUUGAGACUUGAGAGAAAAGACAAUCUCUUCCGGGACUAUUUAUUCCGGUGUGUUGACAACUCAGAGACUGUCACAGCUGAUGCCUACGGUGAACGUCACACAUCGUUUCCAUUGCGUGAUAGUGAUGGUCAUGCUGUCGCUAUUAUCGAUAUCAGCAUUGGACAACUUCGCCAGCUGCCCUCACAUGAAAAUAAAGAAAUCCUUUAG
Molecule: messenger RNA, 2502 nt
Organism: Saccoglossus kowalevskii
Lineage: Eukaryota; Metazoa; Hemichordata; Enteropneusta; Harrimaniidae
Product: EF-hand calcium-binding domain-containing protein 5-like
Molecular function (GO): calcium ion binding
Source: RefSeq, a predicted model, not a curated record